Psylliodes chrysocephalus is the source of this 944-nucleotide messenger RNA. The record is from the annotation of a GenBank genome assembly. Lineage: Eukaryota; Metazoa; Arthropoda; Insecta; Coleoptera; Chrysomelidae.
UCGAAUUAGCUCCUAAUCGGUCAACUUCUAGAUUCUUUGCAGAUUUCUUCUUCUUUACAAUGGCCUAUUAAGGUUUGCACUGUUGCAGUCAGCCACAUUGAUAAUUUAAAAUCCCGAGGGGAAAGAGGAAAGUGAGAAAUUAACUUAUUUCAAACUAUUUUUUUUAAUAAAUAAGUUUUAAAAACUAUGUUGUAAUACGUAUAGUGUUGACAACAAUUUUAAUAGUCAUGAGUGGUGGUUUGGUCCCUAGUAAAAGUACUGUGUAUGUUUCUAAUUUACCAUUUGAUCUCAAAAAUAAUGAUAUUCACAAAUUAUUUGAGAAACAUGGAAAAAUAGUAAAAGUUACAGUUGUAAAAGAAAAAGAUACUAGACGAAGUAAAGGAGUUGCAUUUAUAUUGUUUCUGAAACCAGAAGAUGCACUUAAAUGUGUGGAAGAGACAAAUUUAAAAGAAUCAUUUGGAAGGACUUUAAAAGCCAGCAUAGCCAGAGACAAUGGCAGAACAAAAGAAUUCAUCAAAAGAAAAGAAUAUCCAAAUAAAACGAAGUGCUAUGAAUGUGGAGAAUACGGACAUUUGAGUUACAAUUGCGACAAAAAUUUACUUGGCGAACGUGAACCGCCCCCCAAAAAAGUCCGAAAAAGAAAGAAAAAAGAUGAGCAGUCCAAUAAAUUAACGAAAGAACAAAAAGAUUACUUUAAGAGCAGUGAUGAAGAGAUCAGUGAUAAAGAAAAAGAGGGUGAACAUGCAUCUGAAGAAGAAAUAGAGGAUUGUGAAACAUUAAGUGCAGCAAUAGCAUUAGAGCAAGAAAAAAUUGAGUUAGAGAAAUAUAGGUACAAAGUAGCAACAGGAAAUUAUGAUGAUGAAAAUAUUGAAGGAACAAGUGCCCCACCUAGAAAGAAGAUAAAGAAAAGUGGAUAUUUCAGUGAUGAAGAAGAAAGUGACUAA